AUGUUUCGGAAGAUCGCAAAGAUCGGAAGAAAAGGAAGCGACCAACGACGCGACUCACUGAAAUCAAAUCAGGCAGGCGACGAUGGCAGCGACGCCGUGACCCUCGCCGAGACCGCGGAAACCGUUUCACGAACAUCGACCCGUAGCGACAGCUUCCGGCUCCCAUCAUCCUCGCUGGAUAUCGCCCAGUCACGGAGGCCCAGCGUGAAUGAUCCCGGGCAGCUCGGCCUGAACGUCGUCUACUGCCCCAAUAAUGGCCACAAGGCGAACAUCGUCUUUGUGCAUGGACUUGGGGGUACCAGCAGGAAGACAUGGUCCAAGCACGCGGACCCGGAGCUGUUCUGGCCAUUGACCUUUUUGCCCCUCGAACCGGACUUGUGCCUCGCUCGGAUCCUGACGUUCGGGUACAAUGCCGACUUCCGUAAAGCCGGCAAUCUCAACACUUCAGUGUUGGAUUUCGCCAAGGACCUGUUGUUCGAUCUCAAGUACGCCAGGGACGAGCAAGGCGACGCGCUAGACAUGGAGAAAGUGCCUUUGAUAUUCGUUGUACACAGCAUGGGAGGGCUCAUCACCAAGGAGGUUCGUAAUGAGCUCACCCUUGUCAAGACAAACACUUUACACAAACAAGCUGACGAGAAAAAGGCGUACAUACAAGGACAAAAUGAUCCCGAGUACAAAGCCAUUGUUAAAGCCAUCAGCGCCGUCAUUUUCCUUGCAACACCGCAUCGUGGCACGAAUCUGGCACAGACGCUGAAUCGCAUCCUGCAAUCAACUUUCACAACCAACCCGAAGCAGUACAUAGCGGAGCUGGCUAAGAACUCUUUCGCAUUACAAAAGUUGAAUGAACAAUUUCGACAUAUUGCGCCCAGGCUCGAUAUCGUCUCGUUCUAUGAAACGCAGCCAACUCCCAUAGGAAUCAAGGCGAAUCGCAUCAUGGUCCUAGAGAAAGACUCUUCUGUUCUGGGAUACCCAGGCGAGACGUCCAAGGCUUUGAAUGCAGAUCACCACGGCAUUUGCAAGUAUGAUAGCCCAGUGGAUCCCAACUACAUCACGGUUCGAAACGUACUUAGGUCGCUAGUGAGCAAGAUCAUUUCCAACAGGUUCACGCGAGGAUCAGAAAGUGCGACUGUCGCAGCGAACAGACGGGCAUCGCUCGAUCUAAGAGCGCUGCUUGCCAUAACAGAGUUGCCGAGCACGGACUACGCUUUCUUUCAGGACCAGUGGGUGGAAGGAACUGGCGACUGGAUCACGCAAGACGAUACCUAUCUCGAGUGGUUCCGUAAUAACGAUCCGGCACCACAUAUCCUUUGGCUGAAUGGUGGCCCAGCAUCUGGGAAGUCAGUGUUGUCAUCUGUCAUCAUCAAUUCCCUUGUUGGCGAGGAGGCCGAGGUUUAUUGCCAGUACUUCUACAUUCGGUUUGGUGACAGAAAGAAACGCACCCUCAGCCUGCUUCUUCGCUCAUUGGCAUAUCAGAUGUCGCUCAACAUUCCUGGGUUCCAGGAGAAGGUCGUGGAGUUCACAGACGAAGCCGUGAACUUCGAAAGUGCCGACUCGAGAAUGGUGUGGGACUGCAUCAAAUCUGUGCUGUCCUGCAUUGAAGCGCCAAGGCCCAUUGUGUGGAUCAUCGAUGGACUCGACGAGGCUGAGAACCCCCGAACUUUGCUCAAGUACCUGACUGAUUUGUCUUCACUCCCUCUACCAAUUCGCAUCCUCCUGGUCAGUCGAAUCACGGAUGAUAUAGAUACAGCCAUUCAAAAGAUCGGAUCAUCACUGCGCACAACUUCCAUUCAUAUCGAGGGUCAUGCAGAGGACCUUCGAUCAUACAUGGUUCAGGAGCUCAAUAAGAUUGGAGACGCGGAGUUUACUGAGCGGCUGAUAGAAAGAGUAAUCCAAGGUGCACAGAACAAUUUUCUGUGGGUGCGCUUGGCUGUCGAGAGAUUGAACAAGUGCUACGUCAUUCCCGAUGUCGAGCGCACGCUCCAGGAAUUGCCCGUCGGCAUGAAAGCGCUGUACGACCGCAUGACAGCGUCGAUCAUGGACCAGACACCGGCAGACAGAGAGCUGACGAGUACCAUACUGCGAUUUGUCACAUGCUCAGUGCGUGUGCUGACAGUCGUCGAACUCUCACAAGCGUUGGACAAAGACGAUGUGUUGGACAUACAACGACUGAUCGUGGAUCUGUGCGGCGGCUUUGUGGUUGUUGACAACAGCGGAAACGUGGCUCUCGUCCAUCAUACCGCUCGCGAAUACUUGCUGGACGACAGUGGCGAGCGGCCGUUCUACGUGGAGCGCGAUCUGGCCCAUCGACUGAUCUUCCUGAGUUGUAUGCGCUGUCUCAUGGCGACCGGGCUGCGAGGAAAGAUUGCCCGGGACAAGAUUCCAGAGUUCUUGGAUUAUGCGGUCAUGGCUUGGACGACUCACCUGGUCGGUGCCCCGAUAGAUUGCAGAGAGACUGCAGAUACACUCCGAAAGUUUCUUGGGGGACCUUGGGUGUUGACGUGGGUUUACCUCCUUGCAUCAACGCAGCGUCUGGAUCUGCUAGUGCGAACCUCGAAGCACCUCGCCCUGUAUGCAACCAAUCGCCGCUCCCACGACGAGACUGACCCAACCGCGAGCCAUCAGCAUAUCAAAGAGGUGGAGCUGUUUGAGUGCUGGUCGGUGGAUCUGGUGAGACUGGCCGGCAAGUUCGGGAGGAACCUGCGGCGGCUCCCCAUGUCUAUAUACAAGGUUAUACCAGCCUUUUGCCCUCAUAACUCUGCCAUAUAUCAACAGUUUGGCAGAGCCGAGGCUAGGUCUCUCAGCGUUUCCGGACUAUCAUCAGAUAACUGGGAUGACUCGCUGGGUCGACUUUCGUUUGGAUUCAGCACCUAUGCUGCAUUCAUUCUAGCGGCAGGACCAUACGUCUUUAUUCUUGUCGCAUCUGGGCUAGUAUUCAUCUACGACUCUGCAACCCUGGACUAUCACACUACCAGCCCCAUCAAGCAUGGCGAGCGCCUCUAUAGGAUGGAGGUCAACAACAAAGCCACGACACUCGUGACAUAUGGAUACCGCACGACUAAGGUUUGGGACGUUGCUACAGGGACUUGCACACUCUCGGUACCAAAUGUCGAGAUCGGGCUUCGUCCACUAGUUCUGCUCCUCAAGGGCAACACUCUUCUCGUGGGCACUGAUGACAGGAGAGUGCGAUCGUUGAUUAUCGACCAGCCUUCUCCGACCUGGAAUGUCGUUGCUGAACUGGAGGAGCCAGAGCUUGAAGGGCAGUACCUAAACGCUGCCAAUCAUAUGGCUUUGAGCAAGGAUGGGAGCUUGAUAUCAGUUGCAUACCGCGGUCAUCCACUCUCCGCUUGGGAAACAGAUGGGCCUAUGCAUAUUGGACACCUUUAUAGAAAGGAUGCAGACUACAGAGGCGAGGUAAUCGAAGCUGUCUGGCACCCACGCGAACCACAGGUCUACGGAAUUUACACCACAGGGCAGAUCUUCCAAUGGUCCCCCUACGAGAACGAGGUGGAGGAGAAGUCUGUUGGGGCCAACAGGCUGACCAUGAGUCGCGAUGGGCAUCUGCUCGCGACCGGUGAUGCACGUGGGACCAUCAAGGUGUUCACGACCUCUACCCUCACUCACAUCUAUCACGUUGCCUCUCAGGAUGUCGUUCUCGGAUUGACAUUCAGCCCCGACCUUCGCCGGCUCUACGACAUUCGAGGCUUUUACGGAAAUGUUUGGGGCCCUAACGCUCUGUUAAAAUACGCAGAGCCGACUGGACGAGGAUCUGAUGUUGAGAGCGACAUGGAGAGCCUUGCUCAGAGUUCUACAGUUUCCGAGACUACCGUGAAAUGGAUCGAUCCUGUGACCGCCCUUGCGACCUCGCCAGCUGGCCGCUUGUAUGCGUAUGGCACCGAGAAGGGCAUCCUAUCGAUCCAUGAUAGCUCUCGGGGAAAGAUCACAGAGAUACAAAUGUCGAGAAAUUUCUUUGGCAUUGAUCAGGUUACUUGGAGCCCGGAUGGGCAGCUGCUGUGCUUUUCCGACACCAGCAAAAAGGUCUUUAUCGUCUCAGUGCAAUCAAUUACGGGUCAGAGCGAUCCGUCCAUCGGAACGCCAACAGCAGUGCCCAUCCAGGCCGGCCCGAAAGGAUCCAUCUUGCAGCUAGUCUUCCACCCGAAGUCGAGUAGCAUUCUGGUCCACACCGAGUCGAUGCUACAUACCAUCUCGGUCGAAACAUCCUCUGUGACCAAGACUGCAAAGAUGUCAAAGCCUAAAUGCCGAUGGAUCGUACAUCCUCGAGACCCGACACUCGUCCUAGGAUUGGGCCCGACUACUGCUCAUGUGCUGGACUGGGACCUGACUGAGUUCCAAUCAUAUCGUAUUCAGUACCCAGAGCCUCAAGAUAGAAGCACAGACUUUCCUAGUGCUGCUAUACCCCCGGCCAUUGCUGAACGAGUAAUAGUUACACACGACAAGAAUCAUGUUUUGGUGCAGAUGUCUUCUCUAGACCAGGCGACCAGAGACAAGACAUUCCUUUACUUCGCCACCAGCGCCUUCAACUCGUCAUCAGGGGAGACGGCUUCCGCCGGCAACUCAGAGAGUGUGCCGCUCGGCAUCAUCACUCCAAUCAUUUUGAGCGACGAUGUGUCUUCUCAGAUCGGUCUCGUACUUGCCUUCCUACCGAGAAACCGUCUUGCAUUCCUGUCGAAGACGUUCCAGGUGUGCUUGUGGCAAGUCUCGAUACCCGGUAUGGGUGCAACAUCUGGGCCAGGACCCAGGCCUCCUCCGGGGCCUGGCUCCCAGUUGCGCAACAAGGGUCCAGGGCCCAGCCCUGCGAGCAGGAGUGUUGUCCAGAGUGGAAAUGAGGGGCCACUGGGUCGAGCACAUCCACAUUUUGGCUCCCUCGUCAUCAAGACUUGA
Molecule: messenger RNA, 4899 nt
Organism: Thyridium curvatum
Lineage: Eukaryota; Fungi; Ascomycota; Sordariomycetes; Thyridiales; Thyridiaceae
Exons: 6
Coding region: 1-4899 (1632 amino acids)
Molecular function (GO): protein binding
Source: RefSeq, a predicted model, not a curated record